GAUCGGGCAAAAAGCGCUAAAAAACAACGUCCUGCAUCCUUCAACGCGGAUAAGACCGGUCGACCAGCCAUCGCGAGGCUUAGUACUUGGUGAACCGUCCUCGAGCAGACCGCAUGUCGCGGGUUACUCAUUCCUUGGGCCUGCGGUGUUCUUUCACGGGGGUAGAAACGUGGCAUCGCUCGGAGGAAGCCUCCUCUAGCCAUGCAACCUUCUAUUUUUAUCCUCUUCGCCCUGUUUUCCUCCACGCUGUCGGAACCAACCAUAAACCAUGGAACACUCAAUGCAACGAAAAGUCCAACCGGAGAACCUUCGCCCACGUCGCUUCACAGAUACAACAACCCCAUGCACAAUCCAUUAAGCAGAAAGAACGAGGACGACCUCAGACCCAUUGAAACGCUAUUAAUCCCAGAAGAUCCGAGUCGAUACGCGGAGAUCUUGAACCACGUGAGAAAAGUGCUCGAGCCAGCUACGACUGAGUCGAAUCGCACGAUUUCGAAGGUCGAUUUCGCCGCGAAGAGGGUUGCAAUUCAAGAAACAACAAGCUGGGAUCUCGAGAAGGAGCAGCAACUCUCGAGGGAGGCGUCAGGAAACUCGGGAAAUACCAGUAGAGAAACACUCGCAGAGGAAGCGUCUUCUAAGGACGCUAAGGAUGAAUUUUUGAAGCUGAAAGGUCUUCGGGAGGGAGACAGGGAUUCUAGUUUCGCGGGUAACGAGGAGAAAUAUUUGCUGAGAAAUUCGGGGGAAGUUUCGUCGCGAAUUUCCACGGAGAAUAAUGGAGAUCAAGCAGAGCCGCUGGGAAGCGAGAAUCUUCGCAACGAAGAGAAAACUAUACCAGACGAGGAGGAUCUGUUGGAGGCUGCUAAUUUCGGGCUGGAGGCCAUGAGGAAUUUGUACUUCGUUACGGAGCCCACGCUGUACUCGAUGGGUCUUUAUCUCGACUCUGAUAACCCUGCAAAGUACGUGGCAGCAUUCAACGAUCAGACUGAGGAGGCAAGAACACUCGCGCAGUAUGGAUUCGCUGUACUUCAAGGUGCAACCAUGUUCAAGAAAAAAUUUCCAGACGUUACGACGGACUUACUUCUAUCUCGACGAAGUCAAAGCAAUCCAUUGGAACGUCACUGUCCAAACAGAGGAGUUCCCAACUGUCCAACCGCCAGUUUAAGAUACAGGACGUCCGAUGGAAGCUGCAACAACCUUCAGAAUCUCUGGUGGGGCUCUGCCAUGUCUCCUAUGCAAAGAUUCUUGCCACCUGUGUAUCACGAUGGAAUCCAAAGUGUCAGAAGAUCGGUUAUCGGAAGACCGCUUCCGAGUGCACGACAAGUGACCGCCGUGAUUCACGAAGAUAAGGACAUACCUCUAGCAUCUGUCACGCACAUGCUAAUGCAGUGGGGACAGUUCGUCGAUCACGAUUUAACAGCUACUGGCCAGAGCAGGGGCUUCAAUGGCACCAUACCACAAUGCUGUCUGAACUUCGGCACCGGUUUCCAGCCGCCGGAAUUUAUGCAUCCUGAAUGCCUGCCGAUAGCCGUGAACGUCCAAGACAGUUUCUUCGGUCCCCUGGGCGUGCAGUGUUUAGAAUUCAUACGAAGCGGUUCAGCCCCCAACGAAGACUGCAAAUUCGGCCCCAGGGAGCAGUUAACCCAAGUGACCAGUUACUUAGACGCGUCCACCGUCUACAGCAGCAACGCCUUUCAAACCGACAGUUUACGAUUAUUUCGGAACGGUUUAUUGCAAUACGGGAAGAUUCAGUCGCAAAGGCCAGUGUUGCCCAGACAGGAUUCCGACAUCUGCAGACGUGGAUCGUUAUCGACGAGCUGCUUCAGAGCGGGCGAUGGUCGACUCGGUGAGCAACCAGCCCUCACGUCGCUCCACGUGGUAUUCUUGAGGCUUCACAAUAGGAUAGCCACGAAACUUGCCGCUCUGAAUCCGCGCUGGAGCGACGAGAAACUAUUCCAGGAGUCUCGGAGAAUCGUUGGCGCCAUUAUCCAGCACGUCACUUAUCGGGAGUUUCUGCCGAUUGUUCUCGGUCCAGACGUGAUGAAAAUAUUCAAACUCGAGGUGCUCAAGAAAGGCUACUACGAUGGCUACGAUCCCACGGUGAAUCCAACCGUCGCCAAUGGAUUUUCUGCUGCUGCUUAUCGCUUUGGUCACUCCCUGGUCCAGCACAGCUUCGUCCGAUUCGAUAGCAAUCAUCAACCCAUCUUCAAUAACGUCACCAUUCACAAGGAGUUCAGCAACCCCGCAAAUCUCGAGACAGCAGGCUCGGUGGACCGUCUGCUCCUUGGGCUGAUCAAUCAGCCUUCCCAAAAAAGGGACGAGCACAUAACCGAGGAGCUGACCAACCAUCUCUUCCAAACUCCCAGGUUUCCGUUCGGAAUGGACUUGGCCUCCAUCAACAUUCAGCGCGGCAGAGAUCACGGAAUCCCUCCCUAUGUUCAGUGGCGAGUACCUUGCGGCCUAUCGCCGGUAACGAGUUUCGAAGACCUGGAGAGAGUGAUGACACCGUCCACAGCGAGAAAAUUCAAGCUCGUCUACUCGUCCGUGGAGGACAUCGACCUGUUCACGGCUGGACUCGCCGAGAAGUCUGUCACCGGUGGUUUGGUAGGUCCGACCUUCGCCUGCAUCAUCGGCCAACAAUUUAGCAACCUCCGACGAGGCGACAGGUUCUGGUACGAAAACCCUGGACAGGAGAGCGGCUUCACUCCUGGUCAGCUGCAGCAACUCAGACGCGUCAGCUUGGCUCAGAUACUUUGCACGACCGUGGACGACAUCGAGACUAUCCAACCCUUCGUCUUUCUCACCCAAGACACCCUGAGGAACCAGCGAGCGGCGUGCAACGAUCCAACGAUCGGGAAGCUGGACUUGGAAUUCUGGGCCGAGAGGCCGUUGUCUGAACUCAGAGGCAGGGCCGGGCUCCUGAACAUACUAAAGAGGAAACCUACGCCAGCCACCACUCCCAAACCCACCGCAUCCGUCGUGGAUCAGCACAAGAUUAUUUCUGUGAACACGAAGCCGUCGAAACCGAGCAUCUACCAACACAACAAGAUCGUUGUGAAAAGACCACUUGGCCAUCCUGACAAUGUCUCCAUCGUCGUGCAAAAUCACGCCGUCAACUCGCCUAUCUACGUUAACGACGCUAUUUACGGAUCCAGCGUAAACCUGGAUUCCCCUAUGAAACAACAAGCCAACGUUCCCAAACCAAUCUUCGACUACAUCAGCAACAGACCUCCGAAUUAUGUACCUCCGAAUUAUGUACCUCCGAAACCGGUACCCACAUCGUAUCCAUACGUGGCGCACGCAUUCACGGGGCGUCCUUACACUCCGCUUGCUUACGACGAUCCCAACAACCCGAAUCCUUUGAGUCAAGGGUUCCAGCCCUGGUAUCAGUCCAGCGACGUCGUCUUCGAGCGAUACCCUGCGACCAGUCCCAGGCCGACUUUGUACACGUACUACACGAACUUUCAGAGACCAACGACUCAGACACAUCACCAGGAUGGAUAUUUGGCCAAUCACGGUCCACAAUAUCAAGGAUCUCAUCCACCGCAGAGUUCCUGGCCCGGUCUCCAAGCACCAGCGGUUGGACAGCCGUCCAAACCCUCGUACGACACCCCGGAGAGUCAACAGUCGCAUAAUGGAAACUACGAAGUCGCCAAUUGGCAGAAACUGCAACAACAACAGGAUUUGAUGAAUCAAUUGAACAACCCUGGCUCCUGGGGCCCGCAGGGCUACCGUACUCGACCUAGCAGUUUACCCAUCGAUCAGCUAUCAAAGGAUCCUGUCGAUUGGAGCUCUCAAAAUGAUAGAUACGGAUCUGGUGGUAGACCAUUCGUAGAAGUGAAGUUGCCCGAAAGGAACGAGCCCGCCACGAGCGUGUCUUCUUAUCAGACAGAUUUGGCCGACGAAGCUAACGAUCGAUAUCAUUCGAGUAAACCUCCUUAUCAUACGCAAUCUAAUAGCAGACCGAUUCAGGCUGAUCCAGAUGGAUGGUCAGUUAUCCCAACUUAUCAGAAACAAUCUCAAUCUACCGGCAGACCUUUUAUCAGCCCAGCUGUUAAUAUUGACGAUUACGACGAUAUUCGUUCGAAAGUUCCUUAUGGGACUCCUUCUCUGAUCGGUGAACUUAAGAACUCGGAAUACCAAGGAUCGAGUAGACCUUAUACUCAGAGCGAUAACGAUGCUCCGUUUCAUUCGACUCCUGUCGUUAAACCUGUGCAGAUUUACGAAGCUACGAGUAAACCACUUCAAGAUCAACUCGAUGUCUCGUCCGGCGGUUCUCAUCAGAGUCACCCACGACCGAUACCAUCGAAGGUACAUAGCGUCACUAUCGUAACGGAGAGAGUGGAAACGUCGAAUCAAACGAGCUACGAGAUCGAUGAAAUACAGGACGAAGUCACCAGCGAAAUUCCAAAGCCACUGGAGUCUCGGGUUAGCGACCAUAGACAGGUGAUCAGAAGACAUGGGCAAUACUACUACGACAAGAACGUGUUGUAUCGAUACCCUGAUAAGAUGGAGGAUCUGGUUACGACGCAUAGAUACCAUUCGAUACAAAACGACGUCGCGCAAAGACACAACACGGGUUUCGGGGAAUCUGUUGACAAAUCCGUUAUCAAGGACUCCGUGGAGACCCUUCAAAUUGAUGAAGAUGAAAGCGAUACGAUGAUCACUGACGCAGCGAGUCAAAGGAGAAACGAAACGAGCGAUAGUAUGGAAGGCGACGACACGGACCACGAUCUUCGCGAGGCUUUAUCGGAAGAGACAACGACAAACAGAGAGAGCAGUUGGUUGAACCCGCAAGAGGACUCGAGUUUGCCAUCAGCUACGGAGGUGCCAAAAGUGCCAUUUGAUGACGCCACAGCUGCCAAGGAAUUACCCAAGCCUCUUAAACUCAGACGUCACGCUUCCUGAGUCUCCUUUCUAGAUUCCUCGACGAUGUUUUGAUUAGUGGCCACGUGGUUCAACAUCAUUAAGAAUGCUCUUAACAGUUUAUCUACCAUUUGUAGACUUCUUAAUUCCCGUGUUCACAUCCUGAAAUCUAUCGACUGUAUUGUUGAUUGUCUACUUGUAGUCUUCGAAUUGUGGAAACAAGCAAGGCUUUCGUAUACCUAGUGACAAUAUGAAGUUAAUGUUAUUCUAGAAUAACGUAUACUAAUGUAAAAAGUCCUUCUCGAAGGUUCUCUUCUAAGGCCUCCUCUACUCCCAUGUAAACAGACCAAUGGUUAAACUGUAGAGGUUUGCAACGAGAAUUGCGCAACAGCGGAACGGUAGUAUUUAUUGUCCCUUAGAAGAGAGAGGAUGUUCGCUGCGCGAUAAGAGUCUAUCGAUAGUUCGUAAGAUGCAAUUAUUUAUGAAACAGACAACGCGCGCAGACAAAUAGUCUCCGAUUACACAAUGACACGCUGUGCCAGCGCGUUUCUGAGGGGUCAGGUGGAACGUAGCCUAGUUUUCCGCCAAUUUUAAACCGGCUCGCUAUGCCUGGAACCACUCCGUACUAUUUUCAGAUGCAGUUCCCGAAUCACUGCGUUUCAUAUGCCGCGCGUCGACACCGGUAAUUUUAAUUGCAGGUGUAACCAUGACUGUUUCACCUCCCGCGUUCCCGAGAAGUCUCGUAUAAAGUAAAUCUCCUUAACACGUUGACCGCCACGUUCCUAUGCAGACUUUUCGCUAAGGGACUAAACAAAUUAAUUCCGAGGCGUUGGGAAACAUACAUCUGAAUAGAACUCAUAGAUAGAACUCGUCAAUUUGAUGUCACAAAAAUAAUUGGGUGCUACGACAAAUGUUGGAUUAAUUUCUUCCAAUCGCAGUGAUUCUUAUGUAUUUCCAAAGGUCACAGCAAAUAAGUAUCAAGUAGACUGGAAAGUAAUGUCGUUCCUUUUAUAUUAAAUUCGAACCAAUUUUUAAUAAAUUUCUAUUUUUCGUAAUUGUAUAAUCGUCCUUGUUAUCGACAACCUUUUGCCAUCUAGUGUCUAAAUUUUCAAUGCCAGAUAAAUAAAAAUGAAACAUAACAUUAAUUUGCAAUCCACCUAAUAUUAUGGCAAAUGUUAGAUUAUGUAGUCUCCAAUUGGUUCUAAAGUGUAUGCAUCAUACAAAUUUUUACGAAUAUCAGUCUGGAAGUUAACGUGUUAAGAGGCUUCCUACUUUCUUGUGUCAAAAAAAUCGAUUUUGUUCAUGGGACAGAUUCAUAGGGAUGAAAAGCACUCGGUAGUUUGUCUUUGUAAGCUAAAUGUGUUGUAUUCUUCGCAAUAAAAAUGAAUUAAAAAUGAUAUGUUAUAGUUCUCCAUCAUGUGGUAUCUUUCGGUAACUUUCUUUCUGCCAUUCUGUAGUAUUAUUUUU
This is a messenger RNA of Hylaeus volcanicus, 6330 nucleotides long. RefSeq lists its product as uncharacterized. The coding region runs from base 202 to 4905 and encodes 1567 amino acids. Gene Ontology annotation, molecular function: peroxidase activity; heme binding. Lineage: Eukaryota; Metazoa; Arthropoda; Insecta; Hymenoptera; Colletidae. Gene Ontology annotation, biological process: response to oxidative stress. The transcript has 11 exons. The record is from RefSeq and is a predicted model, not a curated record.